AUGGUCUCAACUCUUUUUGUAGUUUACAAUCAUUUUUUUUUUCUAAUUUGCAAAGGUCCUGCUCUCUACGCCUACAACAAUGCAGCAUUCAGUGCUGAAGACUGGGAAGGGAUUCAGAAGGUAGGACGGAGUGUGAAACGCAAUGACCCCAACAAAGUCGGGAGGUUUGGAAUCGGUUUCAACUCUGUUUACCACAUUACAGAUGUGCCAAGUAUAUUCAGUUCAGAGCACCUUGCCUUUAUGGACCCUCAAGAAAAAAUAUUUGGAAGUGGUGGUUUCUGGUUGUCUUUAGAAGAUGAAGAAGACCAAGGAGUCCUGAUGAAUAUGUCUGAUCAGUUUCAACCAUUUCAAGAUAUAGUUUCACUAGUAAGUGGACAAAAGUGGUCAAAAGUCAUCACUGAGGAUCAACACUUUGACGGAACCAUUUUCAGAUUCCCCUUGCGCAACAGAGCAUCAAAGAUUUCAGACAAUCUAUAUGACUCCAACAAGGUGGUCGAGCUUUUCGAUAGCUUCAUUGCAGAUGCAGAAUUAAGCCUCCUGUUCCUGAAGAAUGUGACCUCUGUUUCCUUGAUACAUAUCGACGUACACGGAACUGUUAACACCAGACUUGAAGUGAAAUCCUCAUCAGAUGUCCCAUCAGAUGUCAUGUUGGAGUCCGAAGACACGUCAGUGAUUAAAAGUUCAACAGCAUUCAAACUGAUAACCCUCAACUCAGAAGAACACAAAGAAUCGAAGUGGCUUGUGACAGCAUGCACACUGAAAGAAGGCAAUGUAGAAAAUCUUGAUUCACUAGCAAAGAAGUUGAGCUUUUUUCCUCAAGUUGACUUGGCGUUCUUUUGUGGUGAGAAGAGAGACAACAGUGAGAGUCGACUGAGCUGCUUCCUCCCUCUUCCAAACAAUGAAUCAAACAAGACAGGACUCCCAGUUUAUGUCAACGCAUGCUUUGGCCUCACAGACAACAGAAGGCACAUUAAAUGGCAAGAGGAAGACCAGAAACAUGACGAGCAUGCUGUAUGGAAUGAACUGCUGAUGAAGGAGGUGCUUCCAAAGGCGUACGUCCAGAUCAUUCAGGAUGCCAUCAAACUCGCACAAGAAUCUACUCUGCCGGUCUCCUCUGUGUACGAUCUGUGGCCAGAUGUCGACCAGAUAAGGCACAGACAAAAAUGGUAUGGAGUUUCCCUGGAUGUUCUUCAUCACUUAUUCAGACAGAAUGUGGCCGUCCUUUCACUUGCCAAAGAUGAAAAAAAGUUCAUCACCGUGUCAGAAGCUGUGUUUCCCUGUAACGGUCCAACAAGCUCAGACAUACUGGCCGCAAUCAAGAGAACCUUGGUUUCCUGUGGAGAAAAGCUUGUCACUUUACCAGGUAGUGUUGCAGGAGCUAUAAAAGAGGCGUACCCACACUUCAGCACCCUGAAAUAUGUGACCCCAGCUCUCCUAAGGGACAUUCUCCGCAGAAAUGGUGUCCUAAAGAGUGUCUCUAAAGAAGAUAAACUGAGCCUUUUGGAGUUCAUUUUGAGUGAUAAAGAAUACAGAGAGCUCGAGGGUCUUCCGAUGCUUCCACUCAGCGAUGGCUCUUUCAGGUCUUUCACAGACAGAGAUGAGGACACUGCUUUGAUUGACAGUGACAGAUUUCCAAGAGUCCUGCUUCCAUGCUGCAAGAACCUCUUCAUCCCAGACGAUCUCAGUCCAGUUUGCAGUACCCACUUGAAAGAAAUGGCCAAAAAAAAUCUUUUCAAGGUCUUCAACAUCGAUGCGGACAAGGUGGCUCAGUAUAUGAAGAGCUAUUUGCCACACGACUGGAAGCAGACAAGAACAGGGCUUGUUACCUGGGACACAAGCAGCAGCCAACAUCCACCUUUAAACUGGCUCCAAGAAUUCUGGACAUUUCUCAACACUCACUUCAAAGAGUUAAGUAAAUUCACUGGAAUGCCUUUAAUACCGGUUAGUCCACUGCGUUAUGGUCAAUCUGUAUCACUAGCAAGACUACAGCAAAAUACAUCCCUCAUUUUUCAGAGCAGCAAACAGAUAAACUUGCCAGAACAAAUAGCUCUGUUGGUGGACAAAGUCGGUGGCACAGUGGUGAGAGGAAAUGAGUGGCUCAAGCAUGAAGAUCUGGACUCAUAUGUACUGUGCCCAUCUCCAAAGAGUGUCAUGAAAGUCUUUAUAAAUUUAGAUACUCAAGAACUCAUCAGAGAACUCAGGACAGCCUCUCAUGAAGCACGAGAAGAGCUUAAAGAGUAUCUGUCUCAUCUGGAUUCUCUCUCAGUAAAUGAGAAAGAUUUACUGUCUCAGUUGCCUCUGUUUCAAACUAUGAAAGGAUCCUGUGUUGCAGCUCAAUCAAAACAGGCUGUGCUGCUUAUUUCUGGUCUAACAGUACCAACCAAGUUCCCAAUGCCUGAUUCAGUUGUAAAGUGUGCAACUGAAGCUGAUCGCAGACUGUUACAGCUGCUCAAAAUUAAUCUCUUAGACACAGCUGGAGCAGGAAAUAUCCUCCUUGACAGUAUUGAGAGGGGAACUUGCAGCAAAGAAGACACUCAGAACAUUAUGGCUUGGAUCUUACAGCAUGGUAAAAUCCUGUUCUCUCAUAAUCAGACCUUGAAAAGAAAAUGCAAGGACUUGAGUUUCAUUGAAGUGAAUGGAGGCCUAAGAAAGACGUCAAGCUUUUUUGAUCCAACGAUGCAAACUUUUAAGGGCAUUUUCGAGUCCGAUUUUUUCCCACCACCUUUCUACACAAAAACAUCCCAGAUGCUUGAAAGCCUAACAGAUCUUGGAUUGCUAAAUAAAGAAGCAGAUGUGGCACCAGUUCACUUGCUACAUGCUGCCAAACUCAUUGAAAACCAGAAGGUUGCCUCCCAAAUGGAGGCUCUCAAAAGAGCCCAGGUCCUCUUAAAGAUGUUGGACACCAAUGAUCUUCUGUCAAAGUUUUCUCAUGAGCAGCUGGAGUGCCUCAAAAAGCUAAAAUGGGUACCAGGUACAAAACCUGGUAAUGACAAAAAGAACAGUCAUGAAAAAUCCCCCAAAAGUUGUUUCUUUUGUCCAGAUGAAAUGAGACAUUCUAUGUAUGAUGACAUUGUGGGGCAUGUCAUGCCUCUGGUGGGAGAGUUCAGUGACAGAGUUAGCAGACAAUUUGGACUCAAAUGCCCACCCCCACCUCAAAAAGUAAUAGAGAAUUUGACAGUAUUGAUAUCAAAAGCAAAGAAAAUGACUGAUCCUGACACAGAUGUGGAUUUCAAAAAGCAGUUGCAUAGCAUUUACAAACACAUGCAAGACCACAUCUCUGAAUUUACAAAAAUAAUGACAAAGGACACAUGCUGGCUUUGGAGCCACAAUCAGUUUGUAUCACCACAGGAUCUGGUUCUUGAAUACCCACGUAAUUUAGAUCUGAGCUCUCACAUUGGGAAGGUGCCAAAUGAAUUCCUGCCCUACAAAGGGUUGCUCCAAAAGUUUGGACUUCGGACUAGGCUUUCAGAUGAAGAAAUUGUUGGCAUUCUUUCUUCUAUCCAGCAUUCUAUUGAAGGGAGGCAAGACACAUGUGCAAGUUCCUCUGAGAUAAAAGUGUCAAUAGAAAUCCUAAACUGGCUGUGGAGAGAGAAGAAGAUAGUUGUAGAUGAUAUCCCAGUGCCAGUCCUGACAGAGGGUGAACAAUAUACCCUUAAACCCCUAUCAACAGCUGUCUUCUGUGAUGUCAGUAAAAGUGGGUUGAAAGAACUUGAUCACAGCCAGGAAGAAAUUAACGUCAUUCAUGAGGAAAUCCCAAAAGCUACUGCAGAAUGGCUGAAUAUGCACUUUCUCAGUUCCUACAUCCUUGCUCCAGAGUUAGUGGAAAUAGAACAGUGUGGACAAUCUGAACCGAUAACAACAAGGAUUAAAAACAUUCUCAAAGAGUAUGACGAAGAAAGUGACAUCUUCAAGGAGCUCAUUCAAAAUGCAGAGGAUGCCGGGGCAAAAGCCUGCAAGUUCUUGGUGGAUUUCAGAGUCCACAAAGAUGCCCCUGAAAGUCUCAUUGACCCUGACAUGAGCCUUUGUCAGGGACCUUGUCUAUGGGCAUUUAAUAAUGAGCAGUUCUCAGCAGAAGACUGGGAAAAUAUUGUCAGGGUUGGCUCUGCCUCAAAAGAAAACAAGGCAGAGAAAAUAGGAAAGUUUGGACUUGGAUUCAACACUGUGUAUCAUUUGACAGAUAUUCCCUCCAUCCUCAGUGGCAACCACCUUCUCAUCCUGGAUCCAAAUGUAACUCACCUCAAGAAAUGCAUCAAACAGAAAUCAAAUCCUGGAAUAAAGCUGGAUCUCUCCAAGCAACGACUAUUUGAUUGGUUUCCUGGCCAGUUUGGGCCAUAUGAAGGCAUUUUUGACUGUAACUUCACCAGACAGAGGCUUCCUGAACCCUAUCCAGGCACUCUGAUCAAACUACCUUUCCGAACUGAAGAAGAAGCCCUCAAGUCAGAAAUAAGCUCAAAUGUGUACCACAAAGACCGUAUUGUCACUUUUCAACAGGACUUUAUCAGGAAUUCACAAACUCAUCUUCUUUUUCUGAAGAAAAUCAAUACAUUGUCUCUUCAAAGUAUUGCUAAUAAUGUAUCUACUCCGCUAAGAGAUGAUGAAAAAAAAUCCCUCCUUACUCUCUCCAAAACCACUUUCAGUACAAUGAUGAUUCCUGAUGAGAACAGUGAGUCAAAGCAGCUUCAAGCUGAACAAUCAUUAAAGAAACUUGAUGGAAAAUGCAAAGAGAUAAUUGACUGCUGCAAAGUCAACAUUGUCCAAAUGACAAGUGAGCAAUCUGGUGUGACUGAAGUCCAGUCCUGGCUCCUGUAUAACUGUUUUGGAACAGAUCAGUCUUUGCAAAUGGCACUGCAGGAAAACAAACAAUCAAAGUUCUCUUUACCCAUCGGGGGAAUCGCAGUGCCUGUGCAAAAUGAUCCAGGAACUGGUAAAUUUGCCCCUCGACAAACAGAUCUUGUUGGACAGGCAUUUUGUUUCCUUCCUCUGUCCAUUCAGACAGGUCUUCCAGUCAAUGUAAAUGGAACAUUUGCUGUGACAAGCAACCGAAAAGGUCUGUGGGAGAGUGGAGUAAAACAUGAAUGGAACAAAGCCCUUCUUCAAGAUCCUACAGUGACAGCAUAUGUUACUUCACUCCUGGCACUAAAGAAAAUGUCUGAAGACCAACAACUGGAAAGUUACCAGUAUCACACCUUUUGGCCUGACAGAGAGAAAGUGAGUGAAACAUUUAAGCCUUUGGUGGAUGCAUUUUACAACGCCAUUGCUCAGCCCUCUACAGGUCCAAAGCUCUUUAGCGAUGGAGAACAUUGGUGCUCAAUGAACAGUGCUAUAUUUCUACACGAGAGCAUUGAAAAGGAUAAAGACAUCAGUCAACUUGCAGUGCAGGUGUGCAAGACAAUUGCAAAAGAACCCAACCAUGUUGUCCCUCUUCCACUGUGGUUAAGAAAUGGCUUCAAACAGGCUGGCCUGGAAAAGAUUCUACAGGACAGAACAUGGUCCUGGGAGAAGUUUUACGAAGAAGCAGUGUUCAAGAACCUUGGUACCAUGGAUCAAGAGAGUAGAGAUACUCUUGUACUGCAUGCCAUUGAUCUAAACAUCAAAGAAAUUGACAAUUUACUGGUCCGCUAUCCAUGCAUUCCUACAAAAAGCAGCCAGCUCCAGUAUAUCACUAAACUUGUGAAUCCAUCAGGGAAAGUGGCUUCUCUCUUUGAACCAGAAGAGGGACGCUUGCUUGGUGGUACCAAUAAAGACUUUCGUGCUCCAAAAAGGAUUCAACGCUUGAUGGAACUUGGAAUGGCAAAUGAUAAUCUCCCUUUAGAAGACAUCACAGAGAAAGCAGCUGCAAUCACUAAAAUCUGGGGCACUGAUAAAGAAAAAGCAUAUGGGCAUUUGAAGUGUCUUCUUGACCUUAUGAAGAGUCACUUGUAUGACGAAGACUCUCCUCACUGGGAAACACUGAGAAUUACUGAAUUUCUCCCAGCAUUUUCCCCUAUUGGUACAAAAAAGGAAAAUGUCACACUUAGAAGACCUACUGAUAUUUUUAGUGACAACUGCUCCCUACUUGUUAACAUGAAAAAACCAGUGCUGGAUCAUACGAAUCUGAAAAUACACAGCAAUGAUCCAGUCCUGAGAAUGUUGGGAGUUCAUGACAGUCCAAGCCUUGAGGAAGUGUUUCAGCAGCUGCAAGAAGCAUGUAAGCGAAAUAAAUCUACUGACGGAUCCAUGCUUCAGCAAAUAGCAUAUCAAUGCUACAAGUUUCUUGAUCAGUGGCUCUGUAAUUCUGGGGAUUCCAGCUUCAUUUCAGAAAGGGCAAAUUCAUUUCAGUUCAUUCUGGUUGGCAGUACAUUUGUAAAUGUGAACCGUGUAGCAGAAAAUGGGCAAUUUGAAGCAAAACCCUACCUCUACAUACUUCCACCCACCUUCAGCUUGUUCAAGAGGCUCUGGGAAAGUGUAGGUGUUGAAAAACAUUUUACACUCAGUCAGUUUGAAACUGUGCUUCAAGAAUUGCACACUCAACAUGGCAACAAGCCCCUGCCAAAGAAUGAUCUAUCACUUUGCCUCACAAUUUUCAAAGGGAUCUAUGAGGCCGAAGAGAAACCAACGGGAGACUUUCUGAUACCCAAUGACCAUGGUGUAUUACAACCUGCAAGUAAGAUGUUUUACAAUGACAGCCCAUGGUUGCCAGAAGUGGCUUCAGGUGUCACAUUGUGUCACAAAAAUAUUUCACGUGCAAUGGCUCGCCAUUUCGGAAUUAGAACAACAAGGCAUCAUACCCUGAAAAACUGCACAGUUGAGAACACUUCACCAUUUGCAUUUCACUUUGAACAGCAGGAACAACUAACUGUUCGUAUUAAGAACAUCAUUUCAGCCUAUCCAGCAAAGAAGGAUAUCCUUAAGGAGCUUAUCCAAAAUGCUGACGAUGCAGAGGCAACAGAAAUUAAUUUUGUGUGGGAUAAACGACAGCAUGGCAAAGAAAAAACAUUUGGAAAGAAAUGGAACUAUCUGCAGGGCCCAGCACUUUGUGUGUUCAACAACAAAGUGUUUUCUGAUGCUGACCUGAAAGGCAUUCAACAGCUGGGGGAAGGAGGAAAGCACAACUCUGCAGGAAAGACAGGAAAAUACGGAGUUGGAUUCAACUCUGUGUACCAUCUCACCGACUGCCCCGCAAUCCUCACUGGAGAUGAACUACUCUGCAUUUCUGAUCCUAAUCAAAAAUACAUUGAGAGUUAUUCAGACGAAGCACUAGUUGGCACUGGCUAUAAACUAGUUGGCAAUUUCAAGAACAUGUACAUGGAUGUCUACAAUUCAUUUUUGCCAGAAAAUUUUUCUCUGAAGGAUGGUACCAUGUUCAGAUUACCCCUAAGGAUGGGUACAAUGGCAAACAGCUCCAAAAUAUCAAAUCAAGGAGUCACUGACCAAGAUAUGAGAGAACUAUGCUCUGCCCUCGCUGAAGAUCCUGAAGGACUCAUUCUGUUUCUGAAAAACAUCCGCAAAAUACAAGUCCAUGAAAUCAAUGAACGCUCAGGGAAACUGGAAACCACUUUUGCAGUUGAAAAAAGUGUUCCACAGAGUAGCAGAGAGAAGAAAGAUGCUUUUGUACAACUCAGACAAAAUGCACUGCAAUCAGACAAACCAACAAUGCCAGACAAAGCCAUCUAUGGAACUGUGAUUUCAACCUCAGAUAAAAGAGAAAGUAGGUGGCUCAUUGCCGAGCAGUUUGGCUCAUUCAAAAACAGCGGAGGAAAAGCAGUAACUUCAACAGAGAUACUUCCCCAGGCAGCAGUAGCAGCUCGCGUGAGCUCUAAGCUUGGUAACACUUCAUGCAUUGCACCAUCCAGCUAUAUGGAUUUUAUUGGAGAAGCAUUUUGUUCACUUCCUUUGCCAGGGAAAACUGGACUGCCAGUGCAUGUCAAUGCAAACUUUGAGGUAGAUUCAGCCAGGAGAAGCCUUUGGAAAGAAGAUGGGCAAAGUCAAAAGUCUAACUGGAAUGAAUGUUUGAAACAUAAUGUCAUUGCACCACUGUAUGCAGAUCUCCUUCAUUACAUCAGCUGUAAUAUUCCGGAUAAGAAAGUCUCUACUGCAAGUAUUGAGUCACGCUUCAGUAGCUUGUACUUGUGCUUUUGGCCAUCUGUGUCCCAGGAUGUUGGUCAAGAGUGGCAUGAAAUGAUACAUGAAGUAUACAAAUCAGUCAAAGAAAGAGGCCUCAAGGUGAUUCCGGUUUUGAGGAGUUCAACACGUACUAUUGCUGACAGAGAAAUACGAGAGUACUCGUUUGAGUGGCGUGACAUCAGAGAAACUGAACCAACAAAGCAACUGUACAUGACACACUCGACAUACGAUGAGAUUCAUCUCAUUUUGGAAGGACUCGGAAUGGAAUUGGUUCCAUUUUCCAUGGAAAUGAUAAAAGUGUGGAAUGGUUUUAGAUCGGCUGGCAUUGAAGUAAAAGAUGUGAAUCCAUCAACUGUGCAGACUUUCCUGAGAGAAAAACCUAUCAAUGACCCAGCCCAGACUGACCAGAACUUACCCCUGCAUAUAACUGAAACUCUGAUCAGAAAUGAAAAAAGAUGUUCAAAGCUCCUGAGUUUCUGCCUAAAAGUGUCCCCCUCAAAAACUAUAACCAAGGUUGAUUCUGGUUUACUAGAUGGGCUUCCGCUGCUUCUCACAAGAGAUAAAGUUUUAAGACUGUUUAACUCGGAGUCUCCAAAACUGAUAUCAAGAUAUGAGAGACUCUUCUCUGGCAAUGAAGAUAAAUUUGCAGAUUAUGAGACCAACAAAGAACAUAUUUGUGUUCUAAAAACCUUGAACUUUGUUAAAAGUUUGACACUUCCAGAGGCAGCAGAAUACCUGAAACCUCUUACUGAACAACUUCUGAAUGAAUGUGAUGUUGACCCAGACAGUGGCCUUCAUGUCCCAAACGAAACAAUGUGGAAUUGGUUGAAUCCCCUUUGGAAGUUCUUAACAAGCCAAAUCACAACUGUCACAUCUAGUGAUGAUGAAAAGUCAAAGUCAAGUGUGAAGAUGAGUGAUGUGAAGCAGCACUUCAAUGACUGCUGCAUUCUACCAGUUGUGUGUCCAAGGUUGAAAAACAAGUACCUCCUGCAAACAAUGAAAGACAUGCCAAGUGUGAUUCGGUUUGCCCUAGACACAGACAUAUCGAGCAUCCUCUUCAAGCUGGGUUUCAUGAAGCUUAACAACCUAUUCUUCUCUGAUGCACUUCAAACACAGGAGCGUUCCCUUCUACACGCUGAACUUAUGGAUGUCAAUGAUAAAAGCUCUGUGUUGGACCAGGUCUACAAAGUGAGUCACUCAGAGUUUUCCAAGCUUUCCGAUGACAACUUUAAAGAGCUUCAGCAUUUCCUGCAGUCUGGACUAUCUAAGUCUGAAGACAAACAACAGUAUCAGAGAAAGCUGAAAUCUUUGCCAGUAUUUGAAACCAUACAUGGUACCCGAGUGAGGAUCGAUGGACCAAAAGAGGUAUUUAUCCUCAACAGCAAAUGUUCAAAGUCUUUUCCAGAUUUGUUUUCCCUGCAGGACAGCAACAGCAUUUUUCUGCAAAACAAUCCAGAAAACUCAAUGCUGUCACAAUCUCUGGACAUUAAAAUCCUUGAUGACUUGGAGUAUUUCAUGAAGUUCAUUCUGCCUGUUGUACGCACACUCACAGAGGGGCAGCUGAUUCACUGCCUCAAACUGUUGCUGUCACCCGAGCUCAAUUUCAGUUUUUUUAAGGAGAGGGACAAAGUCAUCUCCUCAUUUAAGACAGUGAAAUUGAUUUGCAAUUCUCAAGGCAUAUUGGAGACAGCAUCAUAUUACUUUGAUGAUGGUGUUGAGCUAUACCAGAAAAUGUUGCCCCAAGACAGAUUUGUGCCUGAGAAAAUUUGGACUGAGUUGUGUCAUCAAGAGACAUCAAGAGACAGACCAAAGAAGUUACUCCAAGAACUUGGAAUGAAGUAUGUUGUGUCAAAAGAUGACAUUAUAAAUUUUGCUCACCAGAUAGAGUCAGAGGCAAAAGGAAAUGUUCCACUCAAAGAGUUAAAACAGAAAUCAUCAUUACUUAUCAGAGCAGCCUUCUCCAUAGUGAGUAAAGACAAAACCAAAGAGGAAAAUUUGCUGGAGAUCAUAGCUGACAUCAAGUUCAUUUUUCCCGUGGAAAUUCGAAAGGAACUAUGCAACUAUCACCAACCAUUUGCUGCAGAGAGAACUACUGUGGCAAUCAGAGGAUCAAUGAUGGAAGGAGAUCCCAAGCAUCAAGAACUGCUUUGGUCUUCAAUGCCAAUCAUACAUCUACCGUUUAGGGACAAAAACCUCCUGAAAAAGAUGGAAAAUGCUGGAGCUCAUGAACAACCACCAUCCCAAUGUGUAACCAAAAACAUGAGCAACAUCUGCCAGUCACCCUGUGAAACUGACAGCUUGCUCAAAACUCGUGCUAAUGUGUUUCGAAGUUCAUACGCUUAUCUACAAGGGGAGGAGUUUGAAGGUAAAGCACUGGCUGGUCUGCCUGUUGUGUUGGUUGAAAGAGACACAGAGCUUGUGAGGGCUGAUAAUACCGCUUUUUCAUUCGACAAUUCCUUAGAGUUCAGGCCAUAUUUGCACAAAAUUUCUCCACAGGAUGUGAAGUACGAAGAAUUCUUCAAGAGAAUUGGUGUAAAUGACAAACCUACUGCAUUGCAGUAUUGUAAUGUACUGGCAGCUGUUCAUACAGAUUCCCAUGACAAACCACAACUAAACCCAAACCAACAGAAAACUAUGAAACGUGCAGUUCAGCUGCUUUUUCAGUUAAUAGAAUCUCAAGAAAAUCCAUCCUUCAUUGAUGAUGUGAAGACUCUGUAUCUUUCUGCUGCUGAUGGCAAAUUGUAUCCAUCGUGCAACAUCUACUACAAUGACACAGUGUUCCAGACUAAAAGGUUAGAAGAAGCACUAAAGGACAAGUUCCUAUUGCUUGAGAAACUCAGUGAAUGCUAUUUGGGAAAAGAUGUCUAUAAGCAUCAUCGGUUGCUCCAAUUGCUGCCUCAGAAGUUACAGCCAAAAAUGCUGUCUCAGUACACAGAAGAGAAAAUAGUAGAAUCAAACAUGCAGCUUUGUGAGAUUGUGACUGAGUGUGAAUUUAGUGGAUGGUUUGAAAAACAUCUUUCCUCUGUCGGGUUUACACAUGGACUGAUUUGUCUUAUCAGAGAGCAGUCAAAUGGAGAAAUAACAGAUGAAGAAGCUGCUGACAUGUGCCGGAAGACUUUUGGCAGAAUUCAGAUUGUCUGCUGCAAAAGCCUGAAAACAGAGCUUUGGGUGGAUAAACAGCCCCUACACAAAACUGCCAGGGAAAGAGAUGUGUUUGUCAAACAAGAGCAACAAGGUUGUAUCUUUUACUUAAAACACCAUGACAAUAUGCAUCCCAAGAAGUUAAAUACCAUCGGCAUGACAUUGUCACGGGGGAUUCAUUCGAUCUUAGGCAACAGGAUUGCAUCAGAACAUAUCCCGGUCCUUGGACAGUUUCUCAUGUGUGACACUCUGCAAGAUGUUCAGGAAAUUCUUGCCGAUAAUGGGAUUCAUGACUGUGCCGGAACUAAAAGUUUCCCCCUUGACCCACCACUUCCUGGAACAGUUAUUCCAGAGGAAUGGCAUGAUUCCUUGGACCAGAACAUCCUCAAUAACUUCGAAGAGGGAGAAUAUGUUGGCUACAGCACUGACACUGAGUAUAUUUAUGCUAUCAUUGUUGAAGAACUGUCUGGUCACUCUGGACAAUAUUCACGACGAUACAGAAUAGAUAUUGGAGAAGAUGAGCCAACUGAAGUCAGCUGUCUUGACCUGUUUCAGUUUAAAUGUCAAAAAAAGCCAGCUCCCAAAGGCACGACAAAUUCUUGCAUGGAGUUGGAGCUACUAGCAGGAGCCGUGCCUCAUUCUUCUCAUCCAUCGACCUCAAGUUCCUCAAGUUCCUCAUCUUCCAGAUCCUUACCAAACUCCAUUGAUGAAGCUAAAAGUGAAAUUGACAGAUGCUUAGGAGAGAUCUGGACUCUGCCUGAGGAGGAGAGGCAUAAAGCCAUCAAACGUCUGUACCUGAGAUGGCAUCCUGACAAAAACCCAGACUGCCAAUUACUCGCCACUGAGGCGUUCAAAUAUUUGCAGAAUAAAAUUGAUGAGCUCAGCAAAGGCAAAGGAAGUGGGAAAGGUGCAGGCUCAGGCUCGGGCUCAUCUUGUCCAAGGGGAAACGCUAAUUUCAGCCACUCAGAUUUCAGCGACUUCUUUCGUCAGUGGAAUCAGGAAGCCAGACGUCACAGACAUAGUCGAGAGAGUUAUUCUAGACGGCACCAUUCCUACAACUUCUGGAGCCAUAAUGAAAAUGUCCCGAGGCCAGACAGAGAUGAGGCCAAGCGUUGGUGCAGACAGGCUCGCUGUGAUCUCAAUGCAGCUCACAAAGACACUGGUGGUGGGAGCAAAGAGUGGUGCUUGUUUAAAGUCCAUCAAGCAGUGGAAAAGUCUCUUAUAGCUGCAGGGUAUAAAAGGGAUGGUCAACAUCUUACAAGCAGCUCCAUUUCAGCCAUGGCUGCAAAAGUUUCCCUCUACAACCUUCAACUGAGAGUUUUGCCUAAAAUUGUUGAUGCUCUGAGGAUGCUAGGAGUCGACGCCAAAAAGACUCAGUAUCCAAACUGCCACCAAUUUCCCCAUAUUCCAAAUGAGCAGUUCGAAUCAAAGGAUGAAACCCUAGCAAUCAGCAAGGCAUCUGAACUUCUAGAUAUAGUGGAGGCAUAUGUGAACUAAGGAUUCAAGACAAACUGGCAUUUCCUGUUAGUCAGUUUAAUAUCAAAGUUUGAUCUUAGAAUAUAAGACAAAAAAGAAAAGGAUCAGACAGACUGAAGUGAAAAUGUUUUUUCUUUCUAUUUUCUAAAAGGCUAUCCAAUGUAUCACGAGAAAUAUGUUUAAAUGUAGAUGUCAAGGUACCACUCACUGAUGACCAAUAUUAUCACUUAAUGUCUCUAUGAUUUGCUAAAUGUCACUUUUCUUUAAGGUAUCAUUCAUAACAAGCUGCUUGCUGAGGGUAAGAGCGUGCCUCUAUGGCUUUCUUGAAAUGUUAACUGUACAUUGAUAACACUUGUGAUCGAUGUUAUUUCUCUGUUUUACUGUUUGGAAUAGCGAGGAUUUUAUUUUUUAUUAUUCAUUUAAAACGGCCCAACAAGAAACAAUUGAAGACAUUUCUGACUUUGUUUUGGCAAUAUUGUAAACAUAGAUACUCACUGAUGACCAAUACGAUGAACAUUGUGUUAUGACAACAGAGGCAUUCAAUUAGUUUCUCUUCUCAUUUCUGUGUGACUGUUAAGACUAUUCCGAUAUUUUCUUUUUUUUAAAUGUUAAGAUAACUUCUCUUUGUGGAUCAACAUAAUUACUAUGACUUUCUUUUCUAAAAAUUACAAUUUGAAUUUAUUUUGCAUUGUUGUGAACAUUUAUAGCCUAGAUGGAUCACUGUACAACUUGAUGGUUUAUUAUCCAGAACUACUCAGUUAGAUUCAGUAUAAACACUGUACUACUUUUUUUAUGCUGUUAUUAAAAUAUUGUUUUUUUUCCACCUUGAAAUUGUUAAAUAAAAAUGAUUAAAAACAAA
Labrus mixtus (cuckoo wrasse) is the source of this 13579-nucleotide messenger RNA. RefSeq names its product sacsin (gene sacs2). NCBI's taxonomy places the organism in Eukaryota, Metazoa, Chordata, Actinopteri, Labriformes, Labridae. The transcript has 5 exons. The record is from RefSeq and is a predicted model, not a curated record. The coding region runs from base 1 to 12741 and encodes 4246 amino acids.